Gadus chalcogrammus (walleye pollock) is the source of this 2821-nucleotide messenger RNA. RefSeq names its product cdkn1a interacting zinc finger protein 1b (gene ciz1b). The transcript is spliced from 14 exons. NCBI's taxonomy places the organism in Eukaryota, Metazoa, Chordata, Actinopteri, Gadiformes, Gadidae. Gene Ontology annotation, molecular function: zinc ion binding; nucleic acid binding. The record is from RefSeq and is a predicted model, not a curated record. Gene Ontology annotation, cellular component: nucleus. The coding region runs from base 224 to 1531 and encodes 435 amino acids.
CAUAGGCUGUAGUGUUGUUGAGAGUCCGCUUCAGUCCAAUUCAAAGUGUUGUUCGUUUCACAUCAACUGAAUUCAUGUUCUUACAGUUUUUUUUUUAAUAGAUAUAUACAUUUUUAUGUCACGGAAAUACAGUCAAUACAAAGCCGAGAGUUUAAGAGGGCUAGUCUAACCUGGAGCCUUGGCUGUAGUACAGACCAGACUGACCACCAUUACUCCUGGGAACAUGAAACGACAACGGAAAGCUGACAGGCUCUCCCUGAGACAGGCCGGCCCCCAGGCCAAGAGGGGCAGUCCCCGAGUCCAAUGCGCUGUCAGCUCCCUUAUAAAGCAACAGCUUGUUGCUGAGCAGGUUUCAGACAUGAAGACUUUAUCAGGAGGAUUUGUUGGCCAGCACCUGCAGGAACUAGAGGAUGUGAGUGUGACACACAAGCCUGACAGUUCAGGGCCCUCCGUCUCUUCGACCAAUGCUGAAAGGCUCCCACAGUCAUGCGAUCAUCUGGGUGAUGGGCAGACUCCUGCCACUACUGACAGUGCCCUUGUGUCCACGGGUGAUGCAGUAUCUAUUCCGGACCAGAAGGAGGUAGUGGAGACACCAGAGCUGCAGGGCCUUGGCUCCUCUCUGAAGGUCACCAUCCAGAGGGAGAGCGACAGCCGGGCGUUCGGGGAGACGGCUGGACAGCCAGAGGGACAGCCGCAGGGACAACACCACUGCCACCUCUGCAGCAGCAGCUGUCCAAGCCUGCAGGCAUUUCAGAACCACAUGAUGGGGACAGAGCACCAGAAGAGGCUGAAGGUGGUCACAGAGAUUGUGAAGACCGCAGGAAGCAGGGGAGAUCAGCCAAUCAAGCCACGGUGGUGUGACACCUGCCAAAAACAUUUUAGUGGUGACGUUAUCCUUCACCGCCGGACAAAUCCGCAUAAGAUGUGUAAGCAGUCAUCUCGUCCCUACUGCCUGGUGUGUAAACGGCACUUCCGAACUCCCAGGAAGUUUGUGGAACAUAUGAAGUCACCAGAACACAAACAGAAGGUGCUCUUGGAGGAGGCACAGGAUGACGAGCUCAUCACGGUGGACGCCAUCGGCUGCUUCGAGGGCGAGGAGGGGUCUGGAGGGGAGGGGUCGGGAGGGGAGGGGUCGGGAGGGGAGGGGUCUGGAUGGGAGGGGUCUGGAGGGGAGGGGUUGGGAGGGGAGGGGUCGGGAAGGGAAGAGGUAGUGGCUGGAGAGGGAGAUGGAAACACAAGAGGUGGAGGGGAGGAAACCUUCAAAGGAGAGGAAAAAGAAAAACAGGACUACGACCCUGACACAGUUUACGGAAGCAGUUUUGUGGUCCCUGUAACCGGUUUCCUGUGUCGUCUCUGUCAGAAGUUCUUUGAUAACGAGGCCACGGCGCGGCACACACACUGUCGAACGCACACACACUACCUCAACCUGCAGAUUCACCAGACGUUUGGAAACGAUGGGAACCUGACACAAGAGCACACAUCCUCACCACAGACAUCAACAGCACCGAAUGAGGAACACAAGUACACAUAGGCCACGGCCACACCAACCUUGUACAUCUGAGAAGGCUCCGUUCUGGCUUUCCAUCGAGUUAGGCUCUCAGUGUACUGAUAUACACGAUGCAACAGUGGCAAUGGAAGAUCCUAGGGCAGGCAGUGACCAACCUCUUUAAGGUCUUCUAACAUUACUGUUCAGCUGCUUCCCGCUCCUCGGUUCUGAAACCCAUCAACGUCUGCUCUUAAUAUCUAUGACUAAGUGCAGUAGUUUAGCAGUAGUUCGCUCAGGCUACGAAUAAUGAGGUCUGUCCGCUGUACAGUUAUUUAUCUAUGUCAAACAUCAAGAGUGAAAAAUGUCCUGUGACCCCAUAUGCAGUUCAAGUGACCCAACAAUGGGUCCCGACCCACAACAAACGAACAAGCUAAAAAACAUCAUGUUUACGCCAUACUAGAUGCUAUUUAAAGUGUCAAUAUCUAGUAACUAUAAGUCUCCUUACAAUGUUACAGCAUCUAGUAUUGUAUAUCAGAUGCCUUGUCUGACCGUCCAAGAGAAUAGAGUAGGCCUAAACGGUUGCUUUGGAAAUAAGAGACAUGCUUUGGAUAUAUUUGACAAGAACACUUGGAGAAAGAAAGGGAAAAUGUUGAAUGUAUCGCUCACAUAAACAGUCAUGCUUUGGAAAUCUCUGUCUGUUCAAGAAAACACGGGGAGCAACUGGUCAGGAGAGGAAAAGGCUGGUCAGGAGAUAUGGUGUAGGAGGGGAAAAUGUAUGGAAUGCUUACUGGACAAGAGAUUUAGCUGUUAAAUAAUAAAUGAAAGAGGCGGAGAUGAAACCUUUUCACUUUACACACACGUUAAUGUGGAUAUUGACAAAAAUAAAACCCACCAAACACCCACACAGAGGAUGUUCUGGGACAAUGAAAGGGAAAGACAAAGGCUUGUAAAGAUGAGGACAGACGGAAGGGUGUACAGUUACUUCGCAUCCCACAAUGCCACAGAUGACUGCUUCCUCUGGUGCUAAAUAAAGGCUGCAUCAUCAUUUUAACCUCCUUUGUUUCUGCUUAUCGAUUUAGUGAUGUUCAAUGCUACACACAUUUUUUUUAUCUACCUGUCUUAUUUAAAAAUAAUUACCUAGCAAAUAAGAGGACAGAUCACUCCAGCAUUUAGACACCCAAUACACAGAAAUGCUUUUGAGGGGUGGAUUCUGCUGUGAUGUAUUGACCAGGAACUCAACAGUCUGGUGGAUAUGUAAUAUGUAUAGCUGUAGUUAGAAACGUAACACAAGGACUGUUAUGAUUUAUGAAUAAUGCCACCCAUCUAUGUGAUGGU